Molecule: messenger RNA, 1705 nt
Organism: Melanotaenia boesemani (Boeseman's rainbowfish)
Lineage: Eukaryota; Metazoa; Chordata; Actinopteri; Atheriniformes; Melanotaeniidae
Product: major histocompatibility complex class I-related gene protein-like
Exons: 6
Coding region: 97-1065 (322 amino acids)
Biological process (GO): immune response
Cellular component (GO): external side of plasma membrane
Source: RefSeq, a predicted model, not a curated record
UCUUUCGUGCAUGGCACAUCACAGGCGUUAGUGGGAGACCUGUGUUCGUCUCCUGGACUUAUUGACGGUUAAAACUUUAGUUUAUUGAAGCUAUAGAUGCCGCAAGACGAAAUGAAGAUGUUUCUUGUCCUGAGCGUGAUUCUUCUGGGAAUUCACCAAGCGGCGGCUAUGACACAUACGCUGAUGUACUUCUACACGGCAUCGUCAGGAAUUCCUGGCUUCCCAGAGUUUAUCAAUCUGGGAGUGCUGGAUGGGCAACAGUUUGAUUAUUAUGACAGUAACAUCAAGAAAGUGAUUCCCAAACAGGACUGGAUGGCCAACAAUGUAGAUCCAGAGUACUGGGAGAGAGAGACUCAGACAUCCUCUGGUACCGAGCAGACCUUCAAAGCUAACAUUGACAUCGCCAAGCAGCGCUUCGGCCAGACUGAAGGUGUUCACGUCUUUCAGUGGAUGUAUGGCUGUGAGUGGGAUGAUGAGACUGGAGAGGUUAAUGGAUUUAAUCAGUAUGGUUAUGAUGGUGAAGACUUCGUAGCAUUUGACCUGAAGACAAAAACAUGGAUUGCUCCAAAACCGCAAGCUAUCAUUACCAAACAUAGGUGGGACAGUGACAGGGCUCAGAUUGAAUAUAACUAUAAUUAUUUCACUCAGCAAUGCCCAGAGUGGCUGAAGAAGUAUGUGAACUACGGAAGGAGCUCUGUACUUCGAACAGAGCUUCCUUCAGUGUCUAUCCUCCAGAAACCUUCCUCCUCCAUGAUCAGAUGCCACGCUACAGGUUUCUACCCCAACAGAGCCGAAAUGUUCUGGAGGAAAGAUGGAGAGGAGAUUCAUGAGGGGGUGGACAGAGGAGAGAUCCUCCCCAACGAUGAUGGAACCUUCCAAAUAGGUUCUGACCUGGAAUUUUCAUCAGGGACACCUGAAGACUGGACGAAGUACGAGUGUGUGUUCCAGCUUUCUGGUGCCAAGGAGGAUAUGAUCACCAGACCGGAGAAGCCGGUGGAUGUUUCUACAGGUAUCCUCACUGGUCUGUUAUCGAAGGUGUUGUGCUUCUGGUCGUCCUGGUUCUAGGUGUUGGUGGUGUUGUUGGAGUCUGUUGCUGGAAAAGCCAAAGUAAUGGGGGGCGACCAACCGCUGGUGAAACCAAAUAAAUGACAUGAAACAGACUUUAUUAAUCCCAGAGGGAAAAUGGAAAUGCAUGUUGUAGAAGAAAUAAUGCUCAUGUACAUUUUAAAUGCUUCACACAUACACAUACGAUUUAUCUGCUCACACUAAUCAUACUAAUCAUAGUUUCAUAUUACAUUUAUAUACUCAUCGUUACUAUGUUUCACUUUAUAUUACUAUUUUUUACAUUGUACAUUUUUACACAUCAUGUUUUAAUUCACUUUUAAGGUUUAUUCUCUUCAAAUACAUUUGCUCUGUUUCUAAGCUCACUACGAGGGUAAGAUGACCUUUAUCUGGUCUUUCCUCAGCUCUUUGGUCAGGCUGGUUAGACACGACUGUGUGAGGGUGUUUUGGUGCCAGUCCAGGUGUCUGCGCAAGGUCUCGAGGACGGAGGGUUUUUCCAACAGAAAUGUAAACCUUUUAUUUUUCUCCUGCCUCCUCAGAGUCUCUUUCUGACUUUGUGCGAGUCAAAACGACCACUCUCAUUGCUUACAAGUAAUUGUCUUUGUUAAUUUUCCUUUAAUAAACUUUGUUAUACUUUAACUCA